UUAUCUUCUUCUGAACAGUUAUCAAUAUGCGUGCUUUCUCUAUCUUAGCUACUAUUACUGCUUUUGCACUUUCUGUCAAUGCUGCUUCUUAUAACAAGCGUGCCAUCAGCGAGAAUGUCCAAAGCUGUAUCAGUGGUAUAAAUACUAUUGAUUCCAAGGUUUUGGAGUUUAACAUUGCUCUUAAUAACUUCACUCGUGCUGAUGAGUUUAUCGGUGGUGCUCGCCUCCAUACCGCUGAACAAGCUAUUGAGUCUCUCUACAAUACCACCAACAUAGCUUGUUGUGCUACCACCACCACUGUCUCUGAUGAAGAAGCUAUGGGUCUCUUGGAUGCUUUUGGUAAAAUAACCCCUGACAUUACCAAUACUUUUGGUGGUUUCAUCAUUAAGAAGCCGGAAUUUAGUGCUGUUCCGGUACUCCGUGUUGUUUACAAAUCCAAUACUCAGACUUUGUCUGUUGUCGUUAAGAAAUUGGAUAGUUGUUUAAUUGCUGUCACCCCUGAACCACUCCAAGCUAGAGCUCAAGCCUAUGCCGCUACUAUCGAUGCUAAGAUAGUUGAAGCUUUCGCUGUUUACAAUAUUACCUCUUAAUUAUGUUUUUUUCAAACAAAUUUAAACAUCUAGCCCAAAAUAAAUAAAAAUAAAUUUAGGUUAUCCUAUCUUUCUAUCGAAACCUGAU
Mucor mucedo is the source of this 678-nucleotide messenger RNA. RefSeq lists its product as uncharacterized. The record is from RefSeq and is a predicted model, not a curated record. The transcript is spliced from 3 exons. The coding region runs from base 27 to 590 and encodes 187 amino acids. NCBI's taxonomy places the organism in Eukaryota, Fungi, Mucoromycota, Mucoromycetes, Mucorales, Mucoraceae.